Messenger RNA from Zychaea mexicana, 564 nucleotides. RefSeq lists its product as uncharacterized. The coding region runs from base 45 to 413 and encodes 122 amino acids. The transcript is spliced from 4 exons. NCBI's taxonomy places the organism in Eukaryota, Fungi, Mucoromycota, Mucoromycetes, Mucorales, Lichtheimiaceae. The record is from RefSeq and is a predicted model, not a curated record.
CACGUAUUCUUCUUUUUGUUCACACCCUUCCAAAACACUCUACUAUGAAUUCUCUCAUUCGUCCGUUGCAAAAACGCGCAUUCUCCACCUCGACACCAGCAUCGAAGCAAUUCUUGGUAUUGAUUCGCGACUUUAAGGAUUCUGAAGCAUUGAAUCGUCGCUUGUUGAUACGCGACUUGCAUUUAAAAGGAGCCAACAAAGAAGCUGCCGCGGGUCAGCUUCUUUGUGGCGGUGCUGUUUUGGAUACGCACGAGAGUGGCAAAAUGGUCGGCAGCUGCAUGAUUUGGGAAGCUGAGAGUGAGGAGGAAGUGCGCAAGAAGUUGCAAGCCGACCCAUACUUCGAAGGCAAGGUCUGGGAGGACUGGGACAUCUUCCCUUUCAAGGUCGCGGUUGGAGCAUUGGGAAAGAAAUAACCACUAGGAUGAUGUAGUAGUAGCCAUGCUUAUCGUUGAAUUAUAUCCUCGCUUUGUACAUACAUAUAUAUGGGAUAUUUAACAUGUUGACGAUAUAUAAAGAGCAAGAACGGCUUAUUAUACGCAAGAGCAACAGUCGCUUGAACAAUCU